AUGGCUGCGAUGCAAGCAAACCCCGGAAUGCGCCCCGUUAACAUGGGAAUGCACAUGCAGCAGCAAAUGCCCCAUGGCCAGCCGCAAAACCUCCAGCAGCAGCAAUUCUUUGCCAUUCAGCAGGCGCAACAGCCAAAUAACGGGCAGCCGGGCCAGCAUACACCGCAACGGGCAUCUGCGCAACCGCCGAACAUGCACGAAGCGCAAAGCGCCACUCCCCAGUCGCAGCAUGGCCCACCACCAGGGAGCGGUACACCGCAGCCCUCCCAGCCUGCUCAGACUCCCUCUAACCAACCACAACCGUCGCAGGGACUGCCCCAAGGCCAGGCAACUCCGAACCCCCCGCCACAGCAACUGCCUCAGGCCCAACAGCCAAAUCAACAAGGACAACCCGGUCCGCAGUCAACUCCUCAGGGCGCACAGCCCCAGCCAGGCCAACCCGGUCAGCCACAAGGCCCUCAACACCCACAGAUGAUGUCACAGGACGCUCAAUUGAAAGCGCAACAGCACCAGAAUGCUCUCAUGAUGCAGCAAAGGAUGAAACAGACAGGGCAGUCAAUUUUGACCCUCUACAGCUAUGCCGAGGUUUUGAGUAAUUUCCAAUCUCGGGGCGAGGCACAUGAUCUUUCAUACUGGCAGACCUUUGUCGAGCGCUUCUAUUCUCCUGGAGGUGUGUUGCGACAGGGUGUCUGGAACAACACCGCUGGGUCUAAACAAUUCGAAAUUGCGACACCUGCCCUUGCGCGUUACUACCUGACCCAGUUCACCAGCGGAAUCACUCAAAUCCAGAUGUGUGUGGAAGCUGCCCGUGAGCGGGAGUCUGGCAAUGGAGGUCAUAUUGUGGAGAGCGGCAAAACCUCAUUCGUUUAUUGGUUCAAGAAUGAGUGCCAGCUCUUCGCAAAUGGCACACUUCGUGCGUAUUUCGAUGUCAACAACAGGCUUGAGAUGCUUGAUAUUAACGUUCUCAAUCAUAACGAGUUCAUCCCUCGGUCUCUGCUGCUGGCCAUGGAGGCCGACUCGCAGAAGCAAAGCCCCAAGGUCCCUAAAAAUGCAAAGCGCGCUCAGCAGAAGCCCACGCCAUCAUUAUCGCUCCCGGACUCCAUGGUGACCGCCAAUGGUGUUCCUACUCCGGUGAUGGGCUUCUUGGAGGUGGCUGAGACCAUCUCUCAAAUGCAGAUGCUGUUCCAAUUCUCGCAGUCAAACCCGCAGCUAACACCUCCUGAUGCAUUGCGGAAUCUCGUCAACACUCUCCAAACGCAAAACCCCAACCCAGGCUUUGCGCCAGGCCCCAUGAACCCGGGUAUGCAACCUAUGCAAAAUGUUCGAGGGCCUAAUAUGAACGCCCCGUCGCAAUUCGCCUCACCGGCUAUGGCACAUCUUGGCUUGCCUGGGCAACAAGGCUCGCCUCAUCUGACUGGCUCAGCGCAUCCAAGCCCUGCCCAAAGCAACCUCACUGGUCCUCCAGGAAUGCAACCACCAAUGCAGCCAUCCCCCGCUGGUGUGAAUAACAGUCCAAAUGUAGGUGGCAACAAACGUCGCCGGGCAAGCACGGUCAAAAUGGAGUCUGAGGAUGGUGGUGGAGUCGAGGCUAACGGCGCACUCCAACAGGGCUCAGCGAAAGUUAAGGCUAGCCCCCGGGUGCCGAAACGACAAAAGGGCGCCGCCGCCUGA
This is a messenger RNA of Penicillium canescens, 1671 nucleotides long. Its product is annotated as LIM domain-binding protein. The coding region runs from base 1 to 1671 and encodes 556 amino acids. Gene Ontology annotation, biological process: positive regulation of transcription by RNA polymerase II; negative regulation of transcription by RNA polymerase II. Lineage: Eukaryota; Fungi; Ascomycota; Eurotiomycetes; Eurotiales; Aspergillaceae. Gene Ontology annotation, cellular component: nucleus; transcription regulator complex. The record is from RefSeq and is a predicted model, not a curated record. The transcript has 2 exons.